Molecule: messenger RNA, 933 nt
Organism: Colossoma macropomum (tambaqui)
Lineage: Eukaryota; Metazoa; Chordata; Actinopteri; Characiformes; Serrasalmidae
Gene: pacrg
Product: PARK2 co-regulated
Exons: 5
Coding region: 121-837 (238 amino acids)
Cellular component (GO): cytosol; neuron projection; vesicle
Molecular function (GO): Hsp90 protein binding; Hsp70 protein binding
Source: RefSeq, a predicted model, not a curated record
AACGCAAACAGAAGCGGAGAGAAACGCGGAGGGCAGGGGAGCUGAUAAACUGACCUCACAGAGAGAGAGAUAAACAGAUAAACGGGUAGACAGACAGAUAGAGAGAUAAAGAGUGGAGGUAUGUCGCUGUGCACAAACCUGAGGAGCGCUGAGUUAAUCAGAGCAGAGCCGCUGAAGACGGAGGGAUUCACCGUCAAAUCAACCAUGAAGAACUCAAUAGUGGUGGGUCCUCCUGCUGCAGGAGCCUUCAGAGAGCGUCCAUCCAAACCCACGGCCUUCCGCAAGUUCUACGAGCGCGGAGACUUCCCCAUCGCUCUGGAGCACGACACCAAGGGCAACCGCAUCGCCUGGAAGGUGGAGAUUGAAAAGCUGGACUAUCAUCACUACCUGCCGCUGUUCUUUGAUGGUUUGUGUGAGACGGUUCACCCGUACGAGUUCUUCGCCCGGCAGGGAGUUCAUGACAUGCUGGAACACGGAGCAACCAAAAUCCUGCCCGUCAUCCCUCAGCUCAUCAUCCCCAUAAAGAACGCUCUGAACACGAGAAACAGGCAGGUGAUCUGCACGACGCUGAAGGUUCUGCAGCACCUGGUGGUGUCAGGGGACCUGGUGGGGGAGGCUCUGGUGCCGUAUUAUAGACAAAUUCUGCCCAUUCUCAAUAUAUUCAAAAACAAAAACAUAAACUCCGGAGACGGUAUCGACUACAGCCAGCAGAAGCGGGAGAACGUUGGAGAUCUGAUCCAGGAGACGCUGGAGGUGUUUGAGCGUUACGGAGGAGAGGACUCCUUCAUCAACAUCAAAUACAUGAUCCCUACAUACGAGUCCUGCCUGCUCAACUAACAUACACUCAUACACGCAUACACUAACACACACACACACUCACACACACAAAUACACAAAUACACACACAUACAAAUACAUACACACACACACAUA